Molecule: messenger RNA, 9336 nt
Organism: Oncorhynchus keta (chum salmon)
Lineage: Eukaryota; Metazoa; Chordata; Actinopteri; Salmoniformes; Salmonidae
Product: rab11 family-interacting protein 3-like
Exons: 13
Coding region: 1527-4877 (1116 amino acids)
Biological process (GO): regulation of cytokinesis; endocytic recycling
Cellular component (GO): recycling endosome membrane; midbody; cleavage furrow
Molecular function (GO): calcium ion binding
Source: RefSeq, a predicted model, not a curated record
UGGCAGGGACAUUUGCUGCUGAUGAAAUUGUGAACGGCCUCUGUUGUAGCUAAAUAUUGGCAACAUAUUUUGUAUGUUUGACACAUCUCGGAGCAUCUUCUGACGGUCAUCAUGUCUUUGGAGUGCGUUGGGAUGGUAAAUACAUUUCGAGAGGCCGGGAAUAGCAGAAGAAAUUUUAAGCAAACAGACUGAAUAUGUUCCUGACACAGGUGGAUGAUUCUUGGAAUAACGUUAAGUUAGCUAUCUUGGAUUCGAAACGUAUGGAGAAAAACACCAAACGCGGAUGUAAAUUAGAAUGAUUGACAAAACGAACAAACUAACUUUACUGGGAAGAUUACAUUUGACAAAAUGUCCUCAUAGCCAGUCCAAUUUAGUUUCAGAAUCAGAGAUUGACCAUUUGGCUUGUUAGCUAGUUAACGUUUGCUCGCUAAUUAAAGCGUCCUUCAAGAUAUUAGAGUGGGGAUGUUUGGAAGCGUUAAGUCAAUGUUAUUAAACAUGUCAGUCAGUAAGCAAGCCUAACUAUUUCAAUUGGACAUGCCUUAUGUAAAAAGAGUCAAUUGUUUUUAACUAGCCAAGUUAGCUAGAAAGCUAUUUAUUUACUCCAAGGUUGGCGUAUUUUCAUCCACUGGCACGCACUGUCAAGUACAACGUAAAUCGCAUUGGCUAAAAGCUAGCUGGCUAGCCUGUUACAAUGGUCACACUUUGCAACCAAAUUGUGGAUAACUUUUUGGACCUUGUUAGCGCAUGUUAACUAUUUAAAAUAACUUUAACGCGUUCGUGGUUUUUAUUGCAUCCAGUUUAUAACAUGAAACUCAUUUUAUAACUGAUAUAACUGAUGUGUUAGGCAGUCAGUUGUGUAAGCAAGAAGGUUCCCUCGCGUUAGUCCCAAUGCAAUGAAUGAGUGUUUUAGAUAACACGCAAAAUUGAUCAAGUCACUUACUAUUACAGUAACUCAUCUUUUUGUGUGUGAUAUCGCUUCACGUUUUUUUUGUGAAUCAUAGCGACCUUUUCUGACGUUAGCCUGUUGUUGCCUCAUUAAUAUGUUGGUUCUUAGAACAUUCUAUUUAGUUUUAUCGCUAUUUUGACAAGUCACAUGUCACCAAUGUAUUUGUUGAAUUCCAAAGUACAAAUCAAAGAUCAUAAUUCUAUGGAAUUAAUUAUAAAUUAAUCUGAAAAUGCAAAUUUGUCUAGUUGACAACAUUUAAAAGUGCAUGCUUAGACGGGGUAAAUGAGUCUUGGAUCAUUUAGGCAACAACUAGGGCAAGUAGACAAAUCAAUAAAUAUGCGGAAGUACACUGGUUUUAAGCACUAAGGUGUUUACACAGUGCUAAAAUGUCAUAAAUUCAAAACGAGACAGUGAAGGCAGGUGUUUUAUUUACCAUCAUGCAACAUCUGCCCAUGGAUCUCGUCAAGGAUGUUGUCUACCAUGUGUAGAAUAACAAUAUUGAAAUUGAGGAAGAAUUGGAUGUUUGCUUUGAAAUAAAUGAUAAUUUUCUAGUUUACUGGGGAAUUAGCUAUCUACUCAAAUGGAACAUACUCUGAUGUCUAACCCUCUGGGAUAUUCAGAGUGGGAUUCAGAAUGCAUACCCUCCCACGGAUUCCUCCUCAUGGAUUCAGACAAAGGAGCCAUGCUGCCUCAGAGAGAAAGUGAUCAGACAGGUUUGGAUUUCCAGAAAGUCAACCAGGGUGUUUCUCUAAGCCUGGAAGAGCUUUUUCAGGAGAACGCCUUAAAUUUAGAUAGCCUUUUCAGGACCUCCACUUACUCUGGUGGAGACCAGAUCUUGCCCUGGGAGGGAUGUCAAUCUAAUCAUUCCCAAGAUGUCCCCCUGGGUAAACCAGCAGAGGUUUGUCUCAAAGACAAAAUUGAGGAACAAAACAAUGUCAGUGACAGCCCACUACCUGGGCUGUUAUUCUCCAAAAUGGCUAAUUUGUUCAGGGACAUCUCAGCCUGCGACGAACAAAAUCCACCUCUGGGUGACAGAGACCCUGUUACCUGUCACAGGGAGCUGAUAACCCUCAGUGAACAUCCUUCCACUGUGAAGGUUUCAGAUAGGACUCCAGAUACUAACACUGAGGCAUCCUCUUUGUUGAUAGUUCACCUCUUAUCUGAACACUCCCCUUUUCCCUCCGGCCCUGCUCCUUCAGAUGAGGUAAACCCACAAGGUGUCUGUGAGAAGCUUUUAUUUCCAUCUCUGGAUCAGGACAGAGGCAAACCUCCCUUGCAAGGUGGGGAGACUGUGCCACCUGAAAAUGGGGACAAAGGUUUAUUCCUAGGACCUGUGACUAAUCGGCCCACAGUCAGUAACAUUACCUCAGAAGGUUUACUUGAGAGCAGCCUCUCACCCAACACCAUCCCUUUUGACCGCCCUAGCCUAUCUCCAGAGGUUCAGGUGGGAUCUUUGCUGGAUCUGGAAGUUCCCGACUGUGGCCCCAGCCUCUACCCUACUCAUCUCGACUCACCUACCUGCACAGGUGCUCCAUCAGAUUCAACUGCAGAGGAUUCAGAGCAGGAACACACGUUGGCUACUACAAUCCUGACUCUCUCAGACCACAGAGGUGAGGGGGACUCGGCCCUCCUUCUGAACUCCUCACCAUUGAUUGAACCCCUGUUGCCAAAGGUACUCUCUGACAGAGAUGCUUUGAUCCCGGGUCACCUGCCCAGUGGCUGUAGCUCAGAUAAAAAUGGCUCCCAGGAUUUGAUGGAAGACAAAAUUAUCUUUGAUGUUACUAAACACGAGGGAGAGGAGGAAAUGGCUCUGGAUCAGUGCAAUACCUCAGAUGCGCUACGUGAUGAGGAAACUUGGGACUUGAAACUACCCGAGGCUAUACAGGGUGACGGUAUUCCUGCUUUACAAAUUGAACAGAGCGAUGAGGUAAGGUUGGCAGACUUGGACCUAUUUGCCAGAACCACAGAUUGUCACAAACAGGAUAGUUUUGAUGGCCUGGUGCUGGAGAUGAAUGGUUCGUCUUCUGAGUCUGGAUGGACAAGUGAACAAGCAGUGGAGAAUCUGUCACUCUCUAAGAUGGUGGGGUCUGAAUCCAUGCCUGUGGUUCCCAUAGUGAAUCGGAGAGAGGAAGACCCAUCACCUCUGAAGGUCGUGUUUGAUGCUCUGGACCAGGAUGGGGAUGGAUUUGUACGCAUUGAGGAGUUUAUGGAGUUUGCUGCUGCCUAUGGGGCUGACCAGGUGAAGGAUCUGACCAAGUUUCUGGAUCCUAGUGGGCUGGGGGUGAUCAGCUUCGAGGACUUCUAUCGAGGAAUCACGGCCAUCAGCAAUGGAAGUACAGCGCCCCAGCUCUACGAUGUGCACUUCAGCCCAGGGGACGGAGCAGUGGGCUGCCCAGAGGAGUACGAUGAGCAGAACGAGGUGACGGAUAGUGCCUACCUGGGCUCGGAGAGCACCUACAGCGAGUGUGAGCUGUUCACCGACGAAGACUCGGGAGCCCUAGUCCAGCCAGAGAUGCACGAGGAUGUGGAGACGGACAGUGGCAUCGACGCAACGCUGCACGACCCCGAGGACAGCCACAACAGGUUCUCCUUGAGCUCAGAGCUGCACAGCCUCUCCCUGGUGACAGUGAUCGGCAGGGAGGAGGAGCACUUUGAGGACUUUGGGGAAAGCAACACCUCGGAGCUGCUGCUGGACACCACUGAGGAGGGGACAGAUGGAGAGGGAGACUCAUCCCACCUCCAGACUCUGGACCAGAACAACUGCUCCUCCCUGCUACUCUCUCCCAGCGCCCCAACUACUCUCCCUGCAAGCUUUCAGAGCUUCCUUAGGGAGGAGGCGCUGGACUUUUUCUGUAACCAAUGUCACAAACAAAUCUCUCGCCUGGAGGACCUCUCCACUCGCCUCAAUUUCCUAGAGAUGAAUAGCUCCAGCAAGAGGCUGUCCAGCAAGAAAGUAGCACGACACCUCCGGAACAGCUCCAUGACGCUGGACAGCAUGGGCGAACUGUCCCGGGACAUACUGGAUCUGGCCGACACCGACAUCACUGAGAAGGUGCUCCUGCUGGAGCGUCGUGCAGCAGAGCUGGAGAAGGACUCGGAGGCCAGUGGGGAGCAGCACACACGGCUCCGCCAGGAGAACCUGCAGCUGGUGCACCGGGCUAAUGCCCUAGAGGAGCAGCUCAAGGAGCAGGAGCUCCACGCUGAGGACCACUUCCACCAGGAGACCCGCCGCCACAAAGACGCCCUCUCCAAGCUGGAGCGGGAGAUGAGCCUGGAGCUGGAGAACCUGCAAGCUAGGCUGCAGCAGCUGGAUGAGGAGAACAGUGAGCUGAGGUCCUGUGUACCCUGUUACCGUGCCAACAUUGAGAGAAUAGAGGAGGAGAAGAGUAAGCUAGAGGAUGAGUUGGAUGAUGUGACUGAGAGGCUGGACGAGGAGCUGGAAACCCGCAGGAAGACGUCCGACAAGCUGACCCACGAACGCCACCAAAACCAGAAGGAGAAGGAGCACACGCAGGAGCUGAUUGAGGACCUGCGGAAGCAGCUGGAGCACCUACAGCUGUACAAGCUGGAGGCAGAGGCCAGGAGGGGGCUCUCUCCCAGUGCUGGGCUGCAAGAGUACCAGAGCCGCACCCGUGAGGCCGAGCUAGAGCAGGAGAUCCGACGCCUCAAGCAAGACAACCGCAGUCUGAAGGAGCAGAACGACGAGCUAAACGGCCAGAUCAUCAACCUGAGCAUCCAGGGAGCCAAGAACCUGGUGACGGCCUCCUUCUCCGAGUCACUGGCGGCUGAGAUCAACUCUGUGUCCCGGGGAGAGUUGAUGGAAGCUAUCCGCAAGCAGGAGGACGUCAACUUCCGACUACAGGACUACAUCGACCGCAUCAUUGUUGCCAUCAUGGAGUCCAACCCCUCCAUGCUGGAGGUCAAGUACUAGAGAUGGCCAUUUUGGAACAGGGUAGCCUGGCGGUCUCUCCGCCUCACUGGACUGCCAUACUGGGAGAGACUGGCUAAACACUUAAAGACUGACUGCUGGGACUGACCACAAAUAUACAGUACCAGUCAAAAGUUUGGACACACCUACUCAUUCAAGGGUUUUUCAAAACUAUGAAAUCACACAAAUGGAAUCAUGUUGUAUGUAAAAAAAAGAAGUGUUAAACAAAUCGAAAUAUAUUUUUGAUUUUAGAUUCGGCCUUGAUGACUGCUGUGCACACACUUGGCAUUCUCUCAACCACCUUCAUGAGCAAUGCUUUUCCAACAGUGUUGAAGGAGUACCCGCAUAUGCUGAGCACUUGUUGGCUGCUUUUCCUUCACUCUGCGGUCCAACUCAUCCCAAACCAUCUCAAUUGGUUUGAGGUUAGGUGAUUGAGGCCAGGUCAUCUGAUGCAGCACUCCAUCACUCUUCUUUCUCAAAUAGCACUUACACAGCCUAGAGGUGUGUUGGGUUAUUGUCCUGUUGAAAAACAAAUGAUAGUCCCACUAAGCGCAAACCUGAAGGGAUGGCGUAUCGCUGGAGAAUGCUGUGGUACCCAUGCUGGUUAAGUGUGCCUAAAAUUCUAAAUUCUAAACACCUCCUCCAUGCUUCACGGUGGGAACCACACAUCUGGAGAUCAUCCGUUCACCUACUCUGCAUCUCACAAAGACACAGCGGUUGGAACCAAAAAUCUCCAAUUUGGACUCAUCAGACCAAAUGACAGAUUUUCACCGGUCUAAUUUCCCGAGUGGCACAGUGGUCUAAGGCACUGCAUCUCAGUGCUAGAGGCGUCACUACAGACCCUGGUUCGAUCUCAGGGGUCCCAUAGGGCGGUGCACAAUUGGCCCAGCAUCGCCCGGGUUAGGGGAGGGUUUGGCCGGGGUAGGCCGUCUUUGUAAAAUAAGAGUUUUUUUCUUAACCGAAUUCCCUAGUUAAAUGAAGAUUAAAUAAAAAAUGCCAGUUACAUCAUAGCCCGUAAAGGCUUUUGCGACUGCAGUUGAAGAAACCUUCAGAGUUCUUCAGAUGUUCCGGAUUGACUGAUCUUCAUGUCCUAAAGUAAUGAUGGACUGUCAUUUCUCUUUGCUUAUUUGAGCUGUUCUUGCCAUAAUAUGGACUUGGUCUUUUGCCAAAUAGGGCUAUCUUCUGUAUACUACCCCUACCUUGUCACAACGCAUCCGAUUGGCUCAAACGCAUUCAGAAGGAAAUCAAUUCCACAAAUUAACUUUUAACAUGGCACACCUGUUAAUUGAAAUGUAUUCCAGGUGACUACCUCAUGAAGCUGGUUGAGAGAAUGCUAAGAGUGUGCAAAGCUGUCAUCAAGGAAAUGGGUGGCUACUUUGAAGAAUCUCAAAUCAAUUUUGAUUUCUUUAACACUUUUUUGGUUACUACAUUAUUCCAUUUUGUUCAUGACUGCACUAUUCUUCUACAAAGUAGAAAAUAGUAAAAAAUAAAAAAAAACACUGGAAUGAGUAGGUGUGUCCAAACUUUUGACUUGUAGUGUGUGUGUGUGUGUGUGUGUGUGUGUGUGUGUGUGUGUGUGUGUGUGUGUGUGUGUGUGUGUGUGUGUGUGUGUGUGUGUGUGUGUGUACACACAUAUAUAUAUAUAUAUAUAUACACACAGUUGAAGUCGGAAGUUUACAUACACCUUAGCCAAUACAUUUAAACUCAGUUUUUCAUAAUUCCUGACAUUUAAUCCUAGUAAAAAUUCCCUGUCUUAGGUCAGUUAGGAUCACCACUUAAUUUUAAGAAUUUGAAAUGUCAGAAUAAUAGUAGAGAGAAUAAUUUAUUUUAAUUUUAUUUCUUUCUUCACAUUCCCAGUGGGUCAGAAGUUUACAUACACUCAAUUACUAUUUGAUUGCAUUGCGUUUAAAUUGUUUAACUUGGGUCAAACGUUUCGGGUAGCCUUCCACAAGCCUCCCACAAUAAUUUGGGUACAUUUUCUAUAGGAUUGAGGUAAGGGCUUUGUGAUGGCCACUCCAAUACCGUGACUUUGUUGUCCUUAAGGCAUUUUGCCACAAUUUUGGAAGUAUGCUUGGGGUCCAUGUCCAUUUGGAAGACCCCAAGCAUACUGGAAGAUGUUGCUUCAAUAUAUCCACAUAAUGUUCCUUCCUCAUGAUGCCAUCUAUUUUGUGAAGUGCACCAGUCCCUCAUGCAGCAAAGCACUCCCAUAACAUGAUGCUGCCACCCUGCUACAACUGUGCUUCACGGUUGGGAUGGUGUUCUUCGGCUUGCAAGCCUCCCCCUUUUUGCUCCAAACAUAACUAUGGUCAUUAUGGCCAAACAGUUAUAUUUUUGUUUCAUCAGACCAGAAGACAUUUCUCCAAAAGGUAUGAUCUUUGUCCCCAUGUGCAGUUGCAAACCGUAGUCUGGCUUUUCUAUUGCGGUUUUGGAGCAGUGGCUUCUUCCUUGCUGAGCGGAAUUUCAGGUUAUGCCGAUAUAGGACUCGUUUUACUGUGGAUACAGAUACUUUUGUAUCUGUUUCCUCAAGCAUCUUCACAAGGUCCUUUGAUGUUGUUCUGAGAUUGAUUUGCACGUUUCGCACCAAAGUACAUUCAUCUCUAGGAGACGGAACGCAUCUCCUUCCUGAGCGGUGUGACGGCUGCGUGGUCCCAUGGUGUCCCAUUGUGUACUAUUGUUUGUACAGAUGAAUGUGGUACCUUCAGGCGUUUGGAAAUUGCUCCCAAGGACGAACCAUACUUGUCGAGGGCUACAUUUUAUUUUCUGAGAUCUUAGCUGAUUUAUUUUUGGAUUUCCCAUGAUGUCAAGCAAAGAGGCACUGAGUUUGAAGAUAGGCCUUGAAAUACAUCCACAGGUACACCUCCAAUUUAUUUAAAUGAUGUCAAUUAGCCUAUCAGAAGCUUCUAAAGCCAUGGCAUAAUUUUCUGGAAUUUUCCAAGCUGUUUAAAGGCACAGUCAACUUCAUGUAUGUAAACUUCUGACCCACUGGAAUUGUGAUACAGUGAAAUAAUCUGUCUGUAAACAGUUGUUGGAACAAUUACUUGUGUCAUGCACAAAAGUAGAUGUCCUAACCGACUUGCCAAAACUAUAGUAUUUUAACAAGAAAUUUGUUGUGGUUGAAAAAUGUGUUUUAAUGACUCCAACCUAAGCGUGUGUAAACUUCCGACUUCAGCUGUGUAUAUAUGUACUGUGUAUAUAUGUACUGUAUAUGUAUAGCUAUUUUAGGUGGGAAGAAACACCCCAAUUACCCUUAAAGAAGAUUUUAAUGGAAAAUAAAAUUGUCACUCUUUGUGGCUGUUAUCUGAGAAAAUAAGGUACGUGGUUUUAACGUCCCUGGCAUUUGAGCUUUGCUUUGUGUGCUUGUCUGUUCCCCCUGAAUACAGUAGGAUUUGGUUAUGAUGACUUCCCUGAAUUUGGGUAGAGGGACCUGAGUUUCCCUUGUGUGUGCGAAUGUGUUUUCUAUGCGGGAACUCUUUCGUGAGUUGGACUGCAUGGAAGAGCUAGUUAACUUGUUGCUGUCCCCUUAAACAUAUUUUAGACAAUUAGAUCUUAUGAGCCUCAAUGCUAACAUGAUUCUAAAACAUGUCCUUCAACUACAUAUCAGCCGAUACCAUCGUGAGAUCAGUAAAUGAAUGAACUCAUGGGACGUUUUGUCCUGUUUCUCCUGUAUUAGACUGAACUGUGUUUAAACCACAUUUAAACAGUAUGAAGCACUGGUCAGGAGACGAGGUCAAAUUAAGUCGACCCUGGCUGCUCUCUUGAAUACAGUCUUGUGGUGCCGCCUACUACAUUAACCGUGUUUAUCCUGAUUUGACUUGGAUUUUCUUCUCAGUGUGAGUUAAGGCAACCCAGGUAAGACCGGUUUUACAAUGAAACAGAGUCCUAGGGAGUCAGGUGGGCUAAAUACUCCAAUAAGAGAACACUAACCCAUCACAUCACUCCCUCUAAUGUAACUUUGGGGUAGUUAAAAACGGACAAAUACAUAUAUAGAUACUGUACUAAAUGAUGCUCAUACUGACAUGAAAUAAUUGGAUGGUGUAACUUGGACACUAAAUCAAAUUGAGAGAAAAUGUUGCUCUGACUAGUUUGUAUUUUUGUAUUUGAGCUGACUGCACUGGGAAGUGUAGUUAUUUGGCAUGUGACUGACCCAACUGAUCCUUAGUGGACUCAAGCUGAGUGAAAGCAAAAAGGGAGCCAUCUUAUCAAUUGGGAAGUACAUGUCUGGUCUGCUUGUUACCUAUAACUUACUUUCCAUGAAAUGUUGAUAUAAAAGCUGAAUAUAUUUGACAUGUUGAUAAAAAAGCUGAAUAUAUUUGACAUGUUGAUAAAAAAGCUGAAUAUAUUUGACAUGUUGAUAAAAAAGCUGAAUAUAUUUGUAAUGUUUUAUUGAAGGAAUGGAAUCGGUUGUACCUAAGACAAAAAGUAUUGUUUGUAAAAAAAUAAAAUGUAAAAAGUUUAUUGUUAA